AUGAUUCCGGAAAUAUUUCAAACCACAGUUUAUUACCCGACAUUCCGGAAUACCAACCCACCUCCUACACCCCCGACAUUCCGGAAUACCAACUCACCUCCCACACCCUCAACAUUCUGGAAUACCAACCCACCUCCCACACCAUUACAAUUCACGGACGAUGGCGCACAAUGCCAAAUCCUGUCAAAACAGACAUCAUGUGCAUACACAGAUAUAGAACAGACAUGGACAUACACACAGACACAGCGCAGACACACACACACCGACACACAUAGAAAAUGCACGGACAUGCGCACAGACACACAAGCGCAUGCAGACAUACACAGUCAAAGAAAAGCGAUAGUGCAUAAGGAGGGAAGGCAUUGUACCGUUAGCAAUAGCAUCAUUAGUGGAAAGUCUUUGGAUUUUCCUGACGAUACGGAAUUUGAUAUGAAAGGGAUACAUCAGACCGCACGAUGUACAAGUGGACAUGCCACGUGA
This is a messenger RNA of Loa loa (African eye worm), 480 nucleotides long. RefSeq lists its product as hypothetical. Bases 1 to 480 code for a protein of 159 amino acids. The transcript is spliced from 3 exons. The record is from RefSeq and is a predicted model, not a curated record. Lineage: Eukaryota; Metazoa; Nematoda; Chromadorea; Rhabditida; Onchocercidae.